AUGGAAGAAGAUGGAAGUAAAAGCCCAACUGCUGCAAAGAUAGCAGAAGAAAUUCAAGCUAAAGCCGAAGAAGUUAAAAAGACCCUUAAACACGUAGAAACUAAAGAAAAAAACAUCUUACCAACCGCUGAAGGCUAA
Molecule: messenger RNA, 138 nt
Organism: Entrophospora sp. SA101
Lineage: Eukaryota; Fungi; Glomeromycota; Glomeromycetes; Entrophosporales; Entrophosporaceae
Source: the annotation of a GenBank genome assembly